ACCCACUGAUAGAGUAGGCUAAAGACCGCCCCCUUUACAGUGUGGUCGGGGAAUCUUAGAUGAAUAAGUUCAACGAAACUGAAACGAGAUGCUGGCCUUGCAUCUCUUGUCAGUGGUAGUGGCUGUGUGUAUGGGGCCAGUCUCUGGCUUUAGCAAUGGGAAGGUUUCCCAGGCCUGUGGGGACAUGGUGCCAGUGCAUGGCUCUGAGUCCAGCCCCCUGCCUGCUCCUUACAACAUCUCUGUACACACUUCGACUUUUGGUCCUGGGGACAAUAUAACAGUGACUUUAUCCGUCGCCACUUCUGGGUCAGGCUACUUUAAGGGCUUCCUGAUGGAAGCGAGGGAUGCUGGGAACCCCACUGGCUCUCCUGUAGGGUCGUUCAUCCUGGUCAACCCGGCUGUUUCCCAGCUGCUGCGCUGUGGCCGCGCACAGGGAUCCGCAGUAAGCCACACCAGCGAUUCCAAAAAGACAGAGGUCCAGGCUCUGUGGGAAUGUCCAAGGAACCCUCCAGAAAAAGUUCAAAUCCUGGUGACGGUGCUGCACAAAUAUAAGGAGUAUUGGGUGAAGGUCCCUGGUCCUGUGUUGUCUCUAAAGGGGACGACUCCGGAACCUCCUAGCCCCUCUGCCUCCACCACUAAAUCCCCCACCCCAUCUCCACUGCACAGUCCUUUCACCUUGGUUGGCUGCGGCAGCAGCAAGUCGUGUUUGCGGGACCCUGUGGGCUGUGACCCAGAGGCCGACCUGCACUGCUUCUUCCUGUCCUUCACCCCGGAGGGAAACACUGUGCUGUUUGAGCUGAGCGGGCCGGCGGAGGGAUACAUGUCCUUCGCCCUGUCACUAGACAAAUGGAUGGGUAACGAUGACGUCUACCUGUGUGUGACAGACGGCGAGAGCGUGAACAUCGACGCUGCCUACGUCUCGGGACGAACACACCCUGUGCUGGCAGAGAAGGAUGUUCUGUCAGAGCGGGCCUGGAGGAUCGCUGACGGGGUCAUCCAGUGUCGUUUCCGUAGAAACGUGCGGACUGCGCAACAGGACGACGGCAGGUUCAAUCUGGACCAGAGCUUCUUCCUGUUCCUAGCACACGGCAGGUCCGAAAACGGCGCCAUCCAUCGACACGACCGCCAGCCUUUGAUUUCCACCCAUCCAAAGGUCCUAACAAGCACUCCUGAGGAUCUGAUUGGCUCACGAUCACCUUUGAUGAUCAAGUUCCAUGGUGCAUUGAUGCUUGUAGCCUGGAUGUUUACUGUCAGCACGGGGGUUGUGGUCGCUCGCCACUUCAAAGCAGACUGGCCGGAGAGGACUGUAUGUGGGCAGAAGAUCUGGUUUCAGGUGCAUAGAAGCCUGAUGGCCGUGUCUGUGGUGCUGACCUGUGUGGGGUUCACCUUACCCUUCAUCUACAGAGGAGGAUGGAGCAAGCAUGCCGGCCCCCACCCUUACCUUGGCAGUACCGUCAUGGCGCUGUCCGUGAUCCAGCCCACCAUGGCCUUCAUCAGACCAGCCCCUGACUCCUCACGGAGGUAUAUCUUCAACUGGAUGCAUAUGGGGACAGGCAUCGCCGCACAGGUCCUGGCUGUUGCAGCCAUGUUCCUGGGACCCCAGCAGCAGGCCCUGCUCCUGCCCAGCCCCUGGCCUACGGCCGUGCUUUCUGGCUGGGUGGCCUGGUUGGUCGUGACCCACCUGCUCCUGGAGCUCCUUACUAGAAGAGCACUCGCCACAGAUUCAGAGGAUAAGGACAUCUUGGUCCCUCAGGUUGAGGAGGAGCAGAGGCAGAAACAGGCGACUUCAUAUACGAAGAUUGUCCUGGCCGUGUUCCUCUUGGGAAACGUGACAUUCCUGGCUAUCCUUCUAAGUGUUAUUGCAAAUGUAUAACUAUAAUUUUUUUGUGAUAAGUAUUCUAAUUUAUUGUGAUUACAGGUACAUAAUUUGUGUACCAGAAUUGUUAAUCAUUUGUUCCACACAAGCCAAAAUGGUGCUACUGCCUCUGACAUUGAAUGAUUUGUUUAAAAAUCAUUUUAAGGAACGCACACUGGAUCAGAAGUCUCUGUUCAACAACACACUUUUAUUGUGGAUUUCUUCAGCUCGUUUGAAUAAAUACCACAUAUUACAUGUGAACAACUCAAAUCAGAAUGUUAGUUAUUUGGUAUCUGAAAGGGGCUUGAUUAGGCACAGCCAUGUCGAUGCUGUACGUGUUGCAGUUUCACCGCGUGCCGCUGAAUACCUCCUCCAGCUCGCCUCGCAGAAAGGGACUGGGCUUUCUGCUGUUAUCCUACAUAGUGCUGCUCAUGAGUGUUAUCUUCUGUGCUUUUUGCUGAAGCGACAACUCGUUCCAGCCAAUUACAUUCAAAUGUGCGCAUGCUAAUUGUGCUCUUCGGAUCGCCUCAGUAUGUCACCACUGUGACUGCAAGUGCCUUCGGCCAUUUAUGGGAAUUUUCUUCUGAUUAGAGCACUGGAUCACUUUUUGUUU
Hypomesus transpacificus is the source of this 2468-nucleotide messenger RNA. It is a transcript of the gene frrs1b, whose product is annotated as ferric-chelate reductase 1b. NCBI's taxonomy places the organism in Eukaryota, Metazoa, Chordata, Actinopteri, Osmeriformes, Osmeridae. Bases 89 to 1873 code for a protein of 594 amino acids. The record is from RefSeq and is a predicted model, not a curated record. Gene Ontology annotation, molecular function: oxidoreductase activity, acting on metal ions. The transcript has 15 exons.